AUGACUGUCUCAAUGGAUGAGAACUCGAAAAUUCAGAUGUUAUCCGCAGCGAGUAAGGACAAGAAAGCGGCGACGGAUAGGAGUUUAAUCGAGAAAUAUCACCUUGGUCCUCUCGCUCUUCACACCGGUCUUGUCCUCAGUUGUGUCACCUAUGCAGUGGGCGGAGCCUAUUUAUUUCUAGCCAUCGAACGACCAGAAGAGAUGAAAAGAAGAGAAAGAGCUAUUCUGGAAUUUCAAGAUUUGAAAGAUCAAUUCGUUGGGAAUAUCUCUUUUCGAUUAGAUCCAGAGAGAAAUUUGGAAAUCUAUACAAAGAAAUUAAUGUAUUUUCUGGAAGAUGCACAUAAUGCACACACUUUUGAGCACUUUAUAGUACAAGCCGGAAUUCCAAAGGACAUGUGGACAUUCUCGUCUGCAUUGGUCUUCACUACGACUACAGUAAUCCCAGUUGGUUACGGGUACAUCUUCCCUGUUUCUGCAUAUGGUAGGAUAUGUCUAGUUGCUUAUGCUCUGUUAGGAAUCCCGUUGACUUUGGUAACAAUGGCAGAUACUGGAAAGUUUGCGGCUCAACUGGUAACAAGGUGGUUUGGUGAGAACAUGGCGAUUCCUGCUGCUAUAUUCGUGUGCCUUCUAUUUGCAUAUCCACUGGUUGUCGGCUAUAUUUUGUGCUCAACUUCAAAUAUAACUUUUUUGGAUUCUGUGUAUUUCUCAUUGACUUCUAUUUUUACGAUAGGAUUCGGAGACUUGACGCCAGAUAUGAACGUGAUCCAUAUGGUUGUCUUCCUGGCUGUCGGUGUGAUUCUCGUCACAAUUACUCUCGAUAUAGUGGCGGCUGAAAUGAUUGACAGAGUACAUUACAUGGGAAGACACGUUGGAAAAGCAAAGCAGUUAGCCGGGAAAAUGUUCCAACUGGCACAAUCCCUGAAUAUGAAACAGGGAUUGGUGUCAGGUGUUGGACAGUUACAUGCGUUGGCGAGGUUCGGAAUGUUGGUGGGGAAAGAUGACGUCGAGAAGGAGGUGACAGAAGACGGUGUCAUAGCCUUCUCUCCUGACGUCAUGGACGGUUUGGACUUCGUUGACACUCUCUCGAUCUACAGUCGUCGGAGUAGACAUUCAGCUGGGAAUUCCGCAAGAAAUCUGUUUCUUUCUUGA
This is a messenger RNA of Caenorhabditis remanei, 1149 nucleotides long. RefSeq lists its product as uncharacterized. The record is from RefSeq and is a predicted model, not a curated record. The transcript has 6 exons. Gene Ontology annotation, molecular function: potassium ion leak channel activity. The coding region runs from base 1 to 1149 and encodes 382 amino acids. Gene Ontology annotation, biological process: stabilization of membrane potential; potassium ion transmembrane transport. Lineage: Eukaryota; Metazoa; Nematoda; Chromadorea; Rhabditida; Rhabditidae. Gene Ontology annotation, cellular component: membrane.